Molecule: messenger RNA, 4494 nt
Organism: Cryptotermes secundus
Lineage: Eukaryota; Metazoa; Arthropoda; Insecta; Blattodea; Kalotermitidae
Gene: Src64B
Product: tyrosine-protein kinase Src64B
Exons: 11
Coding region: 254-1834 (526 amino acids)
Biological process (GO): innate immune response; cell differentiation; cell surface receptor protein tyrosine kinase signaling pathway
Cellular component (GO): extrinsic component of cytoplasmic side of plasma membrane
Molecular function (GO): ATP binding; signaling receptor binding; non-membrane spanning protein tyrosine kinase activity
Source: RefSeq, a predicted model, not a curated record
UCCGUGGUUGGAUGUGGAAGUUGUACCUGUCGGUCUGAAGAGGGAAAUGGUAGUUUGUUUGGUAAAUGUGGAUUGGACGUAUUUUUCAGUUUCGAUGGCCGUAUCGAAGGAAGCGGAAUUGAUAAAUUAACGUCGUUUAUCAGAUAAGUUGGUGUGCACCCAUGCAUUACUCUGCCAGGGUGGCCAUGGCUCGUGAUAUCAACAUCUAGUGGUACGUAAUUAUAAGCACCAGACUUCCAGCUGAGCAGCCAGCAUGGGGAACAGCUGUCGUAAGCGAGAACAGCAGCCAAGAUGUUGUCCUGGUGGAUACAAAAUGCAUGAUGGGUUGGACUCAGAUGGUAUCCAUCACAGCAGUGGUGGUGAUCCUCGCUACAUACCUGAUCCUAACCGACCCCUUGAAAUGCGGAAGAGACAAAUCGGAGACAUAAUCCGCAUAACAGCUACUCCAUUUCCACAACAGCGGGGCCGUGUAGUGGUGGCUGUGUACAACUAUCAGGCCCGUGAAGACACGGAUGUGUCGUUCACUAAAGGUGACCGGAUGGAGGUUCUUGAUGACAGUGAGUCAGAUUGGUGGCGAGUGAGACACCUGCAGACACGAGAAGAGGGGUUGAUCCCCUGGAAUUUUGUAGCUGAAGAGAAAUCUGUAGAGAGUGAGGACUGGUUCUUCAAGAAAAUAUCAAGAAAGGAAGCAGAGAAGCUGCUGUUAGCUGAAGAGAAUGCACGAGGCACAUUUCUUGUGCGAUGUAGUGAGCAUAACCCACAGGGAUACUCUCUGAGUGUUAAAGACUGGGAAGAAACACGUGGUCAUCAUGUGAAACACUACAAAAUCAAACCCUUGGACAAUGGGGGCUACUACAUUGCUACCAACCAGACAUUUUCUACUCUGCAAGCCUUGGUUCUUGCCUACACUAAAAACUCCCUGGGUUUAUGCCAUGUGCUAGCCAGACCCUGUCCAAAACCCAGACCUCAGAUAUGGGACCUGUCCCCUGACCUCAGAGACCAAUGGGAAAUUGAUCGUUCAGAGGUGCAACUUCUCCGUAAGUUGGGCCAUGGUAACUUCGGGGAGGUGUGGUAUGGAAAGUGGCGAAACAACAUUGAGGUUGCUGUGAAAACGCUGAGGCAAGGGACAAUGUCAACACAAGCAUUCCUGCAGGAAGCUUCAAUCAUGAAGAAGUUCCGGCAUGAUCGUCUGGUGGCAUUGUUUGCAGUCUGCUCCAAAGAGGAGCCAAUCUACAUUGUUCAAGAAUACAUGUGCAAUGGGAGCCUGCUCGAGUUCCUCAGAAAUGGGGAGGGCAAGAAUCUACAGUUUGGGGACCUGGUGUAUAUAGCAGCUCAGGUUGCUAGUGGAAUGGAAUACCUGGAAGGCAAACAGCUUAUCCAUAGAGACCUGGCUGCCAGGAAUGUUCUGAUUGGUGACAAUAAUAUUGCUAAAAUUUGUGACUUUGGAUUGGCUCGAGUAAUAGAGGAUGAUGAAUACUGCCCUCGGCAAGGGUCACGCUUUCCAGUAAAAUGGACGGCUCCUGAGGCAAUAGUGUAUGGAAGAUUCUCCAUCAAAUCAGAUGUAUGGUCUUACGGUAUAUUACUCAUGGAAUUGUUCACUUAUGGACAAGUGCCCUACCCAGGUAUGCAUGGAAGGGAAGUUAUUGACCAGGUUGAGAAGGGAUACCGCAUGCCUAAACCUGUGUCUCACCAUAUACCAGAUGACAUCUAUAGGCUGAUGCUGCAGUGUUGGGAUGCAAACCCAGAGAACAGACCCACAUUUGAGUUCCUGAACCACUACUUUGAAGACUUCACCAUUACUUCUGAGGUACCCUACCGAGAAGUAAUGGAUUAGUGUCAUAUUGCAUUGUUGCAUAGUAUAUUCAUGAACCAGAGACAGUGAAACAAUAUUGCCAGAACUUUCUGCAGCAUUUCAGAACUUGAAUGAGUUUGUGGAGGAUUUUUGGCAGACAUGGUUGUACUUUGUCAAUUUAAGUAGAGGUGAUAUGUCUGAACAAGUUGUUUGGUGGGGCAUGAAGCUUGAUCUUCCAAGUUUUCAUUAUCUUGGAGGAGAAAGUGAGGGGCAGAGGUAUUUUACUUCCCAUUGCAAAUAUUCCAAUUUGGCAUAAAUCCUCAGUCAGGACUCCUGUCUGGUCUCUGUUUGUCCCAUUCUCACACUCAUUGUAUCUCAUCAAUUGACUUAUGCACGGGAGGCAUGGUGUGAUAGAAACCAGUUCACCAGGUCAAGGGUAACAAAGCUAGAUGCCACCAUUAUGAACCACAGUCAAAGAAAUUCAGCAAGUGGUGGUGACGUCUAGAGCCCCCCAUGAAAAAAAAAAUUGUUGAUGUAACAGUUUACUGUCUUCAUUCGCCAGGAGGCCAUACUUGUGUGAUUUUCAUAUUUUUGGCCUUUGAUUAAGUCAGUUAUAGAAUACUGACUUGAAUGAGACUAUGAACUGCAGCAGAUUAUGUGUGGUUGACAGGACCAGCCAUCCAUGGAAUUCUACAGUAGAGAAUCCAUUGCAGGAGAUCCUGCUGGAUGCAAGUCUUGAUGCAUAGAGUGAGUUUGUAAUUGGACAAAAUAGAUCUUCAGUAAUUACUUUAUGUGGGUUUUUGUUGAAACUCCCUUAUAUAUGUAUCUCAGAUUUAAGUGUGCCAUAGUGGAAUUUUAUUCAAAUAUGCUCUAGGCAUGAGAUAACUACUCUCCAGUCCUUUUCCCCAUACAAUUAGAAGGUUACAUUAGGGGUUCAAGGCUUGAUUUCAAGCAGUGUAUUUUGCAUCAUGGUUGCUGAAUCAGCACAUGGAAUUCUCUUGUUAUAGGUGCUUCUGAGAGUAAAAUUGAUAAAUUCAUUGUUGAUAUCAGCACAUUCAUUACUAAACACAGUGGAAAAUGUCAGCUGCAGUGUUAUCCAUGUAUGGUAGUCAUCUUGAUAAUCAGAAGCAAGGUGCAAAUUCUAGUCUUGUAGUUUGAAUGGUAUAUUUGUUUUCAGAUGAGCAUGUUACUUAAAUUCUUUUAAUGAAGUAUGAUUCUAUUACUUAAUUAUUUUACUGAUCACUCUGUUGGCUAAUAAGUUAAUUGUAAGUGGUUAAUUUAUUAAAGAUAUUGGCUGAAAGCCCUACUUAAAGAGUGCAGUGAAAUCCCAAUUUAUCAUUCUCACAUUCAGUGAAAUCCCGAUUUAUUGUUUCCACUUUUAAUGAUGUCCUUCAGUUAACAUUUUUUCUCACCCCCAGCUGCAGACCACUUUAAACAGUGUAUUUUUUUUUUCAGAUGUAAUGAAUUUCAAAUUAAUACAUAACCCACAUUUAGUGUAAGAUACUUUUGACCUCCCAGAACUUGUACUACAAUUUAGUACAGUUCUGGUCAAAACAAGUCACUAUUCAUGUCUUCUCUCUGCCAGAAAUUGUUACCGCAUGAUUGACAUCACAUACUGAACAUGCACCAAAGUCAUGCUGCUUGUGGAAUCAUAGUUUCUUUGAUACUCAACUAAGGUUCUUUCAGUGUUCAUUUCAUAUGUCGUUAAUUAUUUUAGAAACUAAUUUUAUAGUAUUGAUUAUAUAACUGUGUGUAUGUGUAGAAAGAGUACUCUUAGUAUGUGGAAAGAGUGCUCUUAACCAUUUAUGCAAAGAAAUUAUUUUGUCAUAUUAUAUACAGUAUAACUCAUAAGAAGAGGAGGGUUUCUUGAUGUAAUUUUACAUAACCUCUCUAUAGAGUAUGAAAAUUCAUUCCCCAGGGAUUCAUUAAAUAGGAAUUUCACUGUAACAUCAUAUUUACAGUCACAUGCAUCUUUCCAUAAGAAACCUCUUCAUGUAGCAAACAAAUUUUGUAUGGUAAUCCAAAAAUGUUCAUGUCCUGAGUAUCAUUGUAGGUAUAUUUGUGACAGAUAAAGGUACUGUCAGUUACAGUAUUUAUUCAUUAAUUUAGUAUUGGAACACUGUGAUGCAAAGUUAACUAAUGCUUUAAGGAUCUCUAUAGUUUAUGUGUAUGGGUUAAUUGAUUCUUGGGUUUUUAAUUAUGUUCUCAACUGUAUAAGUUAUUUAGCGUCAAAUGGUAGAAUGUACAAUGAACUCCCCAUUAUCCAGUAUGUGUGGGGAUUGAGGUUUGCUGAUUACACAAAUCUGCCAGUUGCAUGAGAAAAAUUCUUAUAGAAAAUGAAUGCAGAGUCAAAACGAGAUGUUUUUGCUGUACUCCUUGUGUGGGAAUCUUCCUGUGUGAUGUAGGGGAUUGAUAGAUGAAAGAAUUGUAUGCAUUCAUUGUAAUGAAAUGAUAAAUUCAAGUAGCCUCUAGUGUGCUGGUGCCUGCCUGAGGAUGAUAGGUAGCAUUGCUGGUGGUGGCUGGAAGAAAUGUUAUGUGGUAGGUGAAUGUAUGCAGAUUGCAAGUUUAUUUUUGUAUAACUUUAUAAAAGUGGUAAAUUCUGUUUGAAAAUUUUGCCAAUUAGAUGAGAAUUCUAGAUACUUGGAUGCUGGAUGACUGGGAGUUUAUUGUGUAUGAAUGAUGAGUUGAAAGGCUGUGGCCUA